Molecule: messenger RNA, 537 nt
Organism: Anisakis simplex (herring worm)
Lineage: Eukaryota; Metazoa; Nematoda; Chromadorea; Rhabditida; Anisakidae
Source: the annotation of a GenBank genome assembly
AUGGCUUACUCUUAUAGCAGUCGAACGCUUAAUAAUCUUCUUCAACAAAGUGAAGAGGUUAUCAGACAGCUGACCAUAGAAGAAAUAGAUGAAUUUCGAGAGGCAUUCUUACUUUUCGAUAAGGAAAAUUUUAAUUUCCUCAUUCAGGAUGGUAACGGAACAAUGUCGACGAAGGAAUUGGGCAUUGCGAUGCGUUCAUUGGGACAAAAUCCAACUGAGCAGGAGAUCCUCGAAAUAAUAAAUGAAGUUGACAUCGAUGGGAAUGGUCAAGUGGAAUUUCCAGAAUUUUGUGUUAUGAUGAAAAGAAUUAUGAAAGAAACUGAUCAGGAGAUGAUCAGGGAAGCGUUCCGUGUCUUCGAUAAAGAUGGUAAUGGUGUUAUAACUGAACAAGAGUUCAGGUACUUUAUGCCAUCGAAUGCUCCAACUGGAGUUCUGUUCCAGGUUCACAUGGGUAUGCAAUUUGGUGAAGAAGAAGUUGACGAAAUAAUGAGGGAGAUCGAUGUGGAUGGUAUGAAGUCCAUUUGGUUCCAUCACUGA